This is a messenger RNA of Trichophyton rubrum CBS 118892, 3745 nucleotides long. RefSeq lists its product as uncharacterized. The record is from RefSeq and is a predicted model, not a curated record. The transcript has a single exon. NCBI's taxonomy places the organism in Eukaryota, Fungi, Ascomycota, Eurotiomycetes, Onygenales, Arthrodermataceae. Gene Ontology annotation, molecular function: oxidoreductase activity. Bases 52 to 870 code for a protein of 272 amino acids.
CCGCUAAAGCCUCGUCCCGCCCUCCGCUGCUGAAGAAAUUAUAAGAAGAAGAUGCCCGCGUCCGUCGCAAUCGUGACUGGCGGCGCCGGCGACAUCGGCCAGGCCAUCGCCCGCAGGCUUAGCGACUCCCACGACCGGGUGGUGAUCCUCGACCACGACGGCAGCAGACUCGACGCAGCCCUCGCAGCCCUCGCCAGCGAGACGUUCGAGCGCUGUCUCUGCGAUAUCACCGACAGCUCGCAGGUGGCCGGCCUGCCUCGCCGCAUCUUCGGCCCUGAGGAGGACGCAGACGCAGACGCAGAUGCAGACGGCGGCGGUGCUGCGGUGCUGCGGACGCUGGUCAACAACGCCGGCGGCUCAGCAGCCUACAGCCUCCACGAGACCUCGCCGCAGGCCUGGCAGCGCGAGACAGCCCUCAACCUCGACGCAGCGUUCCUCUGCUUCAACGCCUUCGAGAGUCACCUCAAACGCUCGCGCGGCUCGGUCGUCAACAUCGCCUCCGUCAACGGGCUGGCCGUCUACGGGAACCCAGCCUACAGCGCCGCAAAGGCCGGCCUCGUCCACCUCACAAGGUCCAUCGCCGUGGAGUACGGCCGCUUCGGCAUUCGAGCCAACGCAGUCGCCCCUGGCACCGUCCGGACCGCUGCCUGGACCGCCAGACAGCAGGCCAACCCGCAGGUCUUCCGUGAUGUCGCGCAGUGGUACCCGCUCAACCGCAUCGUCGACCCGGAGGACGUGGCUCAUGCUGUGGCUUUCCUGGCCAGCGAGCACGCCGCGGCCAUCACGGGCGUCUGCCUGCCCGUCGACUGCGGUCUUACCGCGGGCCAGACGGCCGUUGCUCGGACUAUAACCCAGUCGGAGCACUACUAGGAACUCUACUCUGACGUUUUCUGGGGAUAUAAGAAAGCUUGUGCUGAGCCUCUAGAACUAUAACUAAAUACCCUUCUCUGGGGCUGAACGGAGAAUCCGAAAAGGCAGCGGCUACGGCAGAGAGACAGCAAAAGGGCAACGGAGAGAGAGAUAUUCAGGGAUACACGGAAAAAUGAUACCUCAUACCUGCUACGGAGUACAUAUGGACGCUUCACUAAAUGAAAACGUGCGUCUGUUGCUAUAUACCAUGCGCACUACACGCCUUCUUUACUACAAGGAAAAAAACAAACCCACAAUCAUUCAAUAGAUUAGCCCCCUUACCGUCCCACAGCCCUUGUUAUGGCACUCGAUGUUCCGGUCCUGCAUCUAUGCCAUAUAUCAAAAGAAGAAGAAAGGGAAAAAAAAAAAAAUUUACGUCCGCCCUCCCCCUUACACCACCUCCCUAACCCCCUUCUCCCUACAUCCUCCUCUCUCCUUCUCCCUCCCAAUUUCAAUCAAAAGGAAAAGAGAACUAUCAUAUUGCUCGAGAAAUGGCCACGAAGUCACACAGAUCCCCUGGCCGCUCUUGAUCAUUCACCCCUCGCCUGCUUCCCGUCUUUGUUCUCUCUCUCUCUUUUCUUUUUCCUUUUUGACAUUUUGUCUUCGUUCUUAACUUGGGAUUCUCUGCCUUGCCAGCAGAAGUGGCGCGCCCCCCCUUGCCCUGGCCCGCAAGCACCUGAGCCGAGCUGCAGUUUGCUCGAAUGAUCUCCACGGAGUUCAAAUCGACACCAAAUGGAAGAUCACAAUGAGGCCAAGCCGUCCAACUCUUCCCUUCCCUAGCCAGCACACACACGCUGUCCCGUCUCUGGCCCGGACUAGAAUCCCUCCUGCAAUCUGCAACCUACAUCCUGCUCCCAUACCCUGCCCUCCCCAGAGAAAACUCGAACGUCGCGAAUCGCCCUUGCCAUGUCCUGUGCCUCUUGCUGCCACCUUGCUGCUCCGUUGGCGCCCCUGUGUCGUGUCAUAUCCCGUCCCGUCCGGUCCUGUCCUGUUUGUUGGUAUUUUCUUUGCAGAUACACGUUCUACCUUUAUGCCUCUUAUGCCUGUUAUGCGCUGCGCUUCCCUGCCGAUAUUCCCCUCAUCUUAUUGUAUCGAAAUUUAACCGGACAGCGGACAGACGGACCGGACACCGACGGGCACAUGCAUAGAACACGGGCAUAGGCAGGUAUAGGUAGACGUACCUUUUACCAGACCAACUCCACACCCCUUACUGAUGUUGUGAUUACCCAACUUAACAUAUCCUUGGUCCUCAGACUUUUGCGCGCUUCGUCGUGCGUGGCAGUUAUUGGAAUAUGGCGUGAAGUAGUUAAAUAGAUUUAGAUCACAUAAUAUCAAGGGUUUGGUUUGGUUUGGUAUAUCAUUUCCCCUCGUCUGUAAACAUAUUGUCGGUUGAUUUCAGUGCAAGAGUAGUCUACGGCUUUGGCCGAAGGUGGAUUCAUUUUGUCGCCCGAACAUUGGAUAGACGCAAGCGUAGUGAGAUGCUGCUUGUUUGUUACUCUUCGAACGGCUGUCUUGCUUGUCACACUCUGGCAUUACUUGCCUGCUGUGCUACAUUGUCGGACUUUUAUGGUGACUUGUCUCGGAUACAUACAAGUAGAUCACUGUUUAUUCAAAGCCUGCCUUCGAUCCCUUCUCCGCCACUAUUCAGCUAGCCAUUGUUAACAUAACUAUUUAUGCAAUGUCUCAGACAGCAAAGUAGUACAACCUCGCUUCCCACCUAGAUAGAGCCUCAAUAUCCUAGAGAACUUCAACGCACGCCACCUAAUUAGGAUACAAUUCAACAAAUCAGUUAACGGCCUUCUGCUAGAUCCAAUAUUUCCAAUGCAACAUUUCGGAUCAUAUAUACUUACAAUUGCUACCCAAAAAAAUGCCAGCGAAGCAUAACACUAGUUAUUAACUGUUUAUUUGUAGUAAGUUGUACACCUAUCCUUCUCCGAUCAAACACCCGAGAUAUGGGAUUGGCCUGUAAAUAGAUAAGUAUAAAAGGGGCCACACGCACCAGCGUCCUUAUUGCUCAUAUGUAUCUGGAAUUCCGACCUCGACACAACUACAAAAACCACUGUACAGACUCAAUCUGUUACACAUUGAAUGGUAUGAACAGUAAAUCCCAUCUCGUUUCUACUUUGCCACUGAACUGAGAUUCCGAGUAUAGAUUUAUCCUGCUCCCUUAUUGUUCGUGUAAUUCGCACUAUAUAGUAACCCACUAUGAAGAUUUUUAUGGUACUUGCCGUACUCUGCGCUGCGACCCACGCCAGACCAGCAGUUGUCCCCGAUAAGCCGAGAUUUGGCUGCGUCCCUUGCCAAAACCAACAACAGCGGUGCUGUGAUACGGAUCUUUACUGCUGGGUUCGCGCUUGUGAUACCUCACCUACUCAUGGCUGGCAAGUAUUCCGUCUUUAAACUGGUUAGCUAUUGCUAAGCAUUCAUUAUGAGGGGUAGACGGAAUUUCAUUUCGAAACAAGGAUCCUGUAUUGAAUCGAAAACUUAUUUUUUAUUUGAACGAGUGAUUGGAGAUUAGGACAAAAGGAUAAGUUUGCUACUGCAACAAUAUACAUUACAUCAUUCAUCGUACUGGGCUAGGAAAUUUUAUGCGUUCAUUAACCAAUUAGCCUUGAGAUAUCAAGUCGAGAUAUACUUAUAUUCAACUGACCCCCUAUCCUGCAACUUGAGAUUUGAUAUGGAUAAAAAGAACAACCUUAUUGGAUAGGAAAUUAAGGUUGGUGCCCCAGGAUGACAUAAUAACCUUAAUAGCCAUUGCGUCGUCUUCUUAGAAAUAAUUCUUGAUUUUAAUUGGCUUGAUAUGUCUGGCCAAGCGCUCUGCCAAGCGCCAGCCGCG